Messenger RNA from Limanda limanda (common dab), 1867 nucleotides. It is a transcript of the gene agt, whose product is annotated as angiotensinogen. Gene Ontology annotation, molecular function: serine-type endopeptidase inhibitor activity. The record is from RefSeq and is a predicted model, not a curated record. Lineage: Eukaryota; Metazoa; Chordata; Actinopteri; Pleuronectiformes; Pleuronectidae. Gene Ontology annotation, biological process: regulation of systemic arterial blood pressure by renin-angiotensin. The transcript is spliced from 7 exons. Bases 132 to 1514 code for a protein of 460 amino acids.
AACCAGAGGGGGGGCACCGUGGGAGGCUGGCUGGGUUAAAGUGAGGGAGCAGGGGAGUCAGGACCUCAUUCAGCAGCAGCAGACACACACACGAAGGAAUCGUUUCAAGGUGACAACCAACAGAAGCUAAAAUGCAGAGAUCCCCUCUUCUCCUCCUGCUUAGCUGCUGCCUGACAGCGACUCAGGCCAACCGCGUCUACAUUCACCCCUUCCAGCUCUUUGCUUCCCCCAACGUCAUCUGCGAGACCCUGCAGGCCAAGCCGUCCAAGCCUCUGGAGACCGUUCCAGUGAGCCCCCUGGAUCCCGAGGUCCUGACACCAGACAGCAGGGACCAGUCGGAGCUGGAAGCACAGAGGCAGAACAUCACGGAGAGGACGGGGGUUCUGGCGGAGAUGCUCAACGCUCUGGGCCUGAGGAUGUACAAGGCUCUCAGCAGCAAAGAGCAAACCACCAACACCCUGCUCUCUCCCCUCGACACCUACGGAUCGCUGGUCACUUUCGACCUGGGAGCUUCCAAGACGACAGCAAAGACGUUCCAGGAAUUUCUGGGUCUGAACAGCGCCACUGACCGAGAAGACUGCGUGUCCUUGGUGGACGGACACAAGGUUCUCAAGACCCUGCAGAGCAUCAUCUCUCUGGGGGACGAUGGACCCAAGGACGAAAUCACUAGGCAGGUCUGGGCCUUCACUCGUCGGGACGUCCAGCUGUCCGAGGACUUUGUUCGGGGAACGCAGGACUUCUCGGACACGUCGUUCAUCCGCAGCCUGGACUUCUCCAAACCUCAGGAGGACAAGCAACUGGUGAACGAGUUUGUGGAGAAGACGUCAGACGGGAAGGUGAAGAGUGUCUUUAAAGAGCUGAACUCCAGCAGCGACCUUCUGUUCGUUACCUCCUUCAACUUUCAAGGCAACUGGAGGACAGCCUUCCAGCCGGAGAGGACCACCUUGCAGGAGUUUCAUGUGGAUGAAACGACAACAGUGAUGGCUCCGCUGAUGACCCACACGGGUCAGUUCCACUACCUGAAUGAUAAGAUGCAGCGGUGCACUGUUGUGAAGUUGUGUCUGAGCAAACGCUCCUACAUGCUGCUGGUGCUGCCUCACGAAGGGACCAAGCUCCACGACAUCGAGUCCAAGCUGUUCACAAACGUCAUGUCCGGCUGGUACCAGAGUCUCCAGGAGGGUCUGUUGGAGCUGUCGCUGCCAAAGUUCUCCCUGUGGUCUGACAAUGACCUGCACGACCUGCUGGCCAACAUGGGUCCAGUAGUCGAGGCCCAACUCUUGGGCUCCCAGGCCGAGUUCAGUAAACUCACCGACACCAAACCCUUCACGGUCGAUAAGGUGGUGAACAAGGUUCUGUUUGAGAUGUCGGAGGAAGGAGCAGAACCUCAGGACAAGAUAGAAGAAGCGGGCGUCCCUUUGAAACUCACCAUCAACCGCCCGUUCUUCUUUUCUGUCAUAGAGGGAGAUUCUAACGCCAUCCUCAUGCUGGGCAAGAUCACAAAUCCCACACUUUAAAGUCGCGUGGUACUGGAAACCAGACACAUUUCCUUAAGAUCUACUUUACCACACAGGUCAUCACCUUGUUCCUGCUCAUGUUCACCAGAGUUGUAUUUUUCUUUCACCACCUGAUCCUCUCACUGUCUCAGUAUUUAUGAAAACGUGUUCCUUCCAGCCGAGUUGUUUUCCAGCUGCCUGUUAAUUUGUUUUUCCUUUAAAUCUUACAGCUGAGUUCUGUACAGUGUUUUUAGGUAUAGAGUAGGUAGAGGAACCACGCUUCUCAUGACUCAUACAUUGUAUAUUGUAACUAAAGAGUUUAUUUUUGUUUUGUUAUGGUUUAUGAUUUGCUGAAAUAAAACAUUUGUUUCCCA